Messenger RNA from Parastagonospora nodorum SN15, 171 nucleotides. RefSeq lists its product as hypothetical. The record is from RefSeq and is a predicted model, not a curated record. Bases 1 to 171 code for a protein of 56 amino acids. NCBI's taxonomy places the organism in Eukaryota, Fungi, Ascomycota, Dothideomycetes, Pleosporales, Phaeosphaeriaceae. The transcript has 2 exons.
AUGGAGUAUUCUUUGUAUUUCCUAACAGACGAUGAACAAACUCUUCAAGCCGUCUCCGUCACUCGUAUUACGACGAAUGACCACCUGAUACAUGCCCUGGCCUGCAGAGAAUGGAAGCGACAAGUGAAUAAGUACAUCGAACAGAAGCAGAAGCCCGAAAACGGCGAGUAG